Syngnathus typhle (broad-nosed pipefish) is the source of this 3596-nucleotide messenger RNA. It is a transcript of the gene pdzrn4, whose product is annotated as PDZ domain containing ring finger 4. NCBI's taxonomy places the organism in Eukaryota, Metazoa, Chordata, Actinopteri, Syngnathiformes, Syngnathidae. Gene Ontology annotation, molecular function: protein binding. Bases 737 to 3073 code for a protein of 778 amino acids. The transcript has 11 exons. The record is from RefSeq and is a predicted model, not a curated record.
UGAGCGCCCGUUCUGUAUCGUGCCAGAUUAAUUUGCGACAGAGAAGAAAAUUUGCGUGAAGAAAAUCCCGAGUGUCGAAUUGUAUUAUCUUUCGCGAUUGAUGGGUUCGUUCUGAAAUUCUCUCUUGAUUCGUCUAGUCCGUAUCUGUAAAGCCGUAGAGGGAUGAGUCCUUGUUCUCCUCCAUCUGCUUUUUAAAUUUGAGGUUAACACUUGUCAAAGUGUUGUGUUGGCCUUGUGCCCCCCAUCGCCCCCCCCCGUAAUCCAGUUAAGCACCCGGACAAUGGAGGAACAGCUGGCUUGGCCUUCUUGAGCUCAUCGACAGCACAGAGAUGGACGUAAACCCCCCACCGGGCCCCCCAAUGGUUUUCCAAUGGACAUCUUUGUAACCCUGACCGUAUCCCGACACUGCCCAGGAGGAACCUGGCCGAGGUGGACGUUGGACUCACUCGGAGUCUUCGGCAACGAGAUUCAGGAAGCCCACCAUGCUGUGAAAGCAGCCUGCCACAGGAGGAGGUGUGUCCGCCGGAGCCAAAAGUCUCCCUGCAUGCGAGUGUGAGCUCACACACUGGAAGAGGAGGAGAGUGGAGGAGACCAAAAAAGAAGCCAGAACCGGGGAUCCUCUGAGGGAUGCGAGAGGGGAGCCAAGGAGCAGGAGCGCCUUUCAGCCCCGCGGGGGAGCUCGGGCGCGCGGGCAUCUCACUCCGACGGACCGAGCGCCGUCUCCCGGGCAACCGCCAUGGGCUGCAAUUUGUGCACCUUGCAGAAGCGGGAGGAGCACUACAAGCUGCUCUACGAGAUUGCACAGGUGAACAGGCGUAACUUCUCCAAGGUGGAGCAGGAUGAGACGGCGGCGGAGGCCGUACGACGAGAUCCCGUCGUGGCGUCGGAGGAGGAGGGUUGCGUCGCCGACGUGUGCACGCAGACUGAUAUCACCUUCGAGCACAUCAUGGCGUUGGCAAAGCUCCGCCCGGCGACGCCGCCCGUGCCCGACGUCUGCCCGUUCCUAUUGUCCGACAGCUGCCAUUCUCUCCACACAAUGGAACACGAGUUCUACGAAUGUCCUGAGUACCUGUCCAAUAUACCUGCUGAAGUGGAGCGGACUGAAGAGUUUGUUUAUGAGGAAGUGGAAUUAUGCAAGCAGAACACUCAAGAGAAACUGGGCCUAACGUUGUGCUACCGGACGGAUGAGGACGAGGACGUGGCCAUUUACGUCAGCCAGGUGGAGACCAACAGUUUAGCAGCAAGAGACGGACGCAUCAAGAACGGCGAUCGUAUUCUACAAAUAAAUGGCCAUACGGUGCAUGAUAGAGAGAAGGCAGUUUCCUUGCUAUCAGGGGAACAUGGGAAGAGCAUCGUCCUGCUGGUGACGAGGCCAGAGACACAGCUGGAGGAUGAUGUGUGGCUUGACGAUGAGCAACAAGAGCUGGUGAAGGAACUGAAGAUGGAGAUUCUGGAGGUGGGGAAGAAGAAUUGCAGCCGAAGGCAAGACGAGGGUCAAGAGGAAAGGACAACGGACGCAGCGACCUGCUCCUCCAACAGCCAAGACAAAGACAGCGGGUUUGGGUGCGGUACCGACAGUCCCGAGCACCAACCGUUAUCGGCCGGUCUCUGCAGGAGAAGUCCAGCUCAGUGUUUGAGGGAUCAAUGGCGAGCCCAGAAUCCACACAGCAAGCGAGGUGCUCCGAUUCCACAGGACAAGCAAAGGACAGCAAGUCCAGGCCAAGGUUGCGAAGGGGUAGUGAGCGUUCACGACGGUGGAAGUGGGAUCUUGGCUCUGGAGAAUCACUUCCAGCAACUUCUGGAAGUCAAGUGUCAAAUCCGGAAGGGCGUGGAGUGCGGGGUGUACUCCAUUCGACACAGUAUCGAGUGCAGCCUCACGGAACAGGGAGGUGGACCUGGAGAUAGCGCUGAGGAGGCUGAGGAAGGUGAAGGCGUGGAGCAAGAGCUGAGGAUGUUGAAUGAAGAACUACGCAGCAUUGAGCUCGAAUGUCAGAACAUCAUGCAGGCCCAUCAGCUCCGCCGGCAGACGGACGCCUUAACCCCGCCGUCUUCUUCACCGGGUCGUAGGCUCAAGAACCACGGCAGACUGGCAGACAUUUACGAACACCCCAAGAGCCGAGAAAAAGAUAACUCCAGUGCCUACAACACAGCCGAGAGCGCACGGUCCGCCCCGCUGAGGGUGGAGCCAUCUCCCGAGCACUCCCUGCAGAGACGCAUCAGCAUCGCCAACCAGAAGAACCUCCAAAUGGCCUACAGCAGUUCCAUCCCUGUUCCUAAGUCUCAGGGCUCACCGGAACAUGGUGCACCAGCAGAUCCCGUUGUUUUCUCAAGCAGCCCCGAUCAGAGUAACCCCUCUCGAUCCGAGUCCGACCCGGCGCUGCCUGCGGACGAUGAACGCUGCGAGAAAAAGGGGAGAACCAAAGAUCCAAAAAGAAAAUCGCCGUUUGCCUCAUACCAAACAAGUCCUUACCACGGCUCGCUCGGAUCCCGGCAACUUCAGGGCUACAUGCAGCUGCUACAACAUCACUCUUCCUUGGAGUAUACCCAGAGCCAGCUGAGUCUCCUGAGCGUCUGCCGGGAUCCGCUGAACCGUAAUGCUCGCUCCGGGGAACCUCGUCUGGAGUGGAAGGUCAAAGUGCGAGCGGACGGUUCCCGCUACGUGGCCCGGAGACCGGCUCGAGACCGUAUCCUUAGAGAGCGGGCGCUCCGGAUUCGAGAGGAACGCAGCGGCGGCAUGACCACGGACGACGACGCCAUGAGCGAGAUGAAGAUGGGUCGCUACUGGAGCAAGGAGGAGAGGAAGCAGCAUCUAGCGAGAGCCAGGGAGCAGAGGAAGAGGAGGGAGUUCAUGCAGAAGAGUCACUUUGAGUGUUUGAAGGAGGGUCUGGCCAGCGGGGCCGACGCCCACAAGGAGCUCAACAUCCUGGAACUCAGUCACAAGAAGAUGAUGAAGAAACGCAACAAAAAGAUUCUGGACAAUUGGAUGACCAUCCAGGAACUGAUGAGUCACGGGGCUCGAGUCCCAGACGACUCCCAAGUCCAUAACGCCUUCUUGUCUGUUACGACGGUGUAGCAGAAUGUUUACAGUCUGUUUUUUGGCAGAGACGGUUCUUGCUUGUAGCAUUUUCUCACUUGAAUACUUUUUGCAACCUCAACUAUUUUACUAUUAUUGCUCGGCUUUUGGUAAUGUAGAGAAUUUUGGUCAAACUUCCAUGAUCAUAUGUGAUUGUGACUCCAUCUCGAACUUUAAGGCAACAUUUUUUUUUUUACACCAGGGAGGGAAAGGGGAUAUUUUUCACAAUUUGUAAUCUCGCUACUUAACUUUUUGUAUGAACUUUUUUUUUUUUUUUUACACUGAAUGUUAAUGUGAUGUAAAUAGAUUUGUUGUAAAUGUAUCACCAAAACUGUGGAGGUCAGAAAUUGUACAACCUUUAAUUUAUUGACAGGCGACACCUAUCAGUUGUCCUUUUGAACAGACCCUUAAAAAUUAAUUCACGCGUGAUUCAUUUAAAAUGUUCAACACGCAUAUUUAUACUGGUUACUAUUAUUUAUAUUAAUUGUAAAUUAUUAUUCUUAAUUAUUAUGGUUACCUUACA